Molecule: messenger RNA, 1458 nt
Organism: Saccharomyces kudriavzevii IFO 1802
Lineage: Eukaryota; Fungi; Ascomycota; Saccharomycetes; Saccharomycetales; Saccharomycetaceae
Gene: RIO1
Product: protein kinase RIO1
Exons: 1
Coding region: 1-1458 (485 amino acids)
Biological process (GO): maturation of SSU-rRNA
Cellular component (GO): preribosome, small subunit precursor; cytosol
Molecular function (GO): protein serine/threonine kinase activity; ATP binding
Source: RefSeq, a predicted model, not a curated record
AUGUCGUUGGAAGAUAGGUUUGACAGAUUGACGGUGUCGCAGAGAGCUUCUGACCACAUUAAUAACCAGCUGUUAGAGAAGUAUAGUCAUAAAAUAAAAACCGAUGAACUAUCGUUUAGUAAGGCUAAAACAUCGAAGGAUAAAGCCAAUAGGGCCACUGUAGAAAACGUUCUGGACCCUAGAACUAUGAGGUUUCUGAAAUCAAUGGUCAAUAGAGGGGUUAUUGCGGAUCUGAACGGUUGCUUGAGCACCGGGAAGGAAGCUAACGUUUAUCACGCUUUCGCAGGAACUGGUAAGGCGCCCGUGAUAGAUGAAGAAACAGGUCAAUACGAAGUUUUAGAAACAGACGGGCUUCGUAAAGAAUAUGCCAUUAAAAUUUAUAAGACGUCUAUUUUGGUUUUUAAAGAUCGUGAGAGAUAUGUUGAUGGUGAAUUUAGAUUCAGAAAUUCUAGGUCCCAACAUAAUCCAAGGAAGAUGAUCAAAAUUUGGGCCGAGAAGGAAUUUAGAAAUUUGAAGAGAAUCCAUCAAAGUGGCGUAAUCCCAGCACCUAGACCGGUAGAAGUUAAGAACAAUGUCUUGGUUAUGGAAUUUUUAAGCAGAGGUAAUGGAUUUGCUUCACCUAAAUUGAGAGAUUAUCCGUACAGAGAUCGUGAAGAGAUUUUUCACUAUUAUCACACUAUGGUAGCAUAUAUGAGGCUGUUAUACCAAGUCUGUCGUCUGGUACAUGCUGAUUUGUCCGAAUAUAACACCAUCAUCCAUAAUGAUAAACUUUACAUGAUAGAUGUUUCUCAAAGUGUUGAACCUGAGCAUCCAAUGAGUUUAGAUUUUUUGAGGAUGGAUAUCAAAAACGUUAAUCUUUAUUUUGAGAAAAUGGGUGUUAGUAUUUUUCCUGAAAGAGUUAUUUUCCAGUUUGUCAUAUCAGAAUCCUUGGAAAAAUUCAAAGGUGAUUAUCAUAAUGUUAUAGAUUUGGUUGGCUACAUUGCUAAGAAUUUACCCAUAAAAUCUACCGAACAAGAUGAAGCGGAAGAUGAGAUAUUUAGAUCACUACACUUGGUUAGAUCAUUGGGCGGAUUAGAGGAAAGAGAUUUUGAUAGAUAUACAGACGGUAAAUUUGACUUGUUGAAAAGCUUGAUCGCCCAUGAUAAUGAACGCAAUUUUGCUGCUUCUGAACAAUUUGAAUUUGAUAACGCUGACCAUGAAAGUAGUUCAGAUUUGGAAGAGUCUUCAGAUGAAGAGGGUGAUAAUUCAAGUGGAGGCGAAGAAGACGAGGAGAGCGAUGAUCGAGAGUAUUAUGAGGAUGAUGAACCGAAAAUCUUGAAGGGAAAGAAAUAUGAGGACAAAGAUAUCAAAAAGUUGCGUAAGCAGGAAGCUAAAGACGCAAAAAGGGAAAAGAGGAAAACGAAGGUCAAGAAACAUAUUAAGAAAAAGUUGGUCAAGAAGACGAAAUCCAAGAAAUAA